UUUCUGUUUCCGGUGACCGUUGGCAGAAGAAACAAGUCCAUCUGCAAACAUUCCUGAGAGCGCUUUAACUUUCCGUUGAUAAUGAAGAGGCAGGACAGUGAAGACAACAGUGGAGAGUCUAGCGCAGAGGGCACAUCAGAGACUCUGGUGACUCCUGAAGGCACCGAGAGCCCGAAGGAACAGAACACGCUGACGGAUAGCUCUCCAGCUGUUAACUCGGAAACGGAUGACGCCUCUGGAUCUCAGUCUGCCUCUCGUGAUGUGGCUGAGGAGCUCAGCAGACAGCUGGAGGACAUCCUCAGCACGUACUGUCAGGCGGAUGGCAGCGAGGACCCGGCUGUACCUAACGGCCAACCUGACGGCGCUGAGGUCAACGGGCUGGCAGACAGAGAGGACAAGAAGUCACACGCCAGUCUGAACGGCAGCAGCGGUGCAGAGAAGGACCAGAAGAAGCUGCAGGAGAAAAAGAAGGUUAAAGGGCUGGGUAAGGAAAUAACGCUGCUUAUGCAGACGCUGAACACACUGAGCACCCCCGAAGAAAAACUUGCUGGUCUGUGCAAGAAGUAUGCAGAGCUGCUCGAAGAGCACCGCAACUCUCAGAAGCAGAUGCGAGCUCUGCAGAAGAAGCAGGCCCAGCUGAUCCAGGAAAAGGACCACCUGAGGAACGAGCACAGCAAAGCCAUUCUGGCCCGGAGCAAGCUGGAGAGUCUGUGCCGUGAAUUGCAGAGACACAAUCGGACACUGAAGGAGGACGGGGUGCAGCGUGCUCGUCAGGAGGAGGAGAAACGGAAGGAAGUGACCUCGCACUUUCAAUUAACGUUGAACGACAUCCAGGCACAGAUGGAGCAGCACAACGAGCGCAACGCCAACUUGCGGCAGGAGAACAUGGAGCUGGCAGAGAAGCUCAAGAAGCUCAUCGAGCAGUACGAGCUACGGGAGGAACACAUAGAUAAAGUUUUCAAGCACAAAGAUCUACAGCAGCAGCUGGUCGACGCGAAGCUCCACCAGGCUCAGGCACUGCUCAAAGACUCGGAGGAUCGCCACCAGAAAGAGAAAGAGUUUCUGCUGAAAGAAGCCGUAGAGUCCCAGAGGAUGUAUGAACUUAUGAAGCAACAAGAAGUUCAUCUGAAGCAGCAGUUAUCAUUAUACACAGAGAAGUUUGAAGAGUUUCAGAACACGCUGUCUAAAAGCAACGAGGUGUUUACAACCUUCAAGCAAGAGAUGGAGAAGAUGACAAAGAAGAUUAAGAAGCUGGAGAAGGAGACAACUAUGUACAGGUCCCGAUGGGAGAGCAGUAAUAAAGCGCUGCUGGAGAUGGCUGAGGAGAAAACCCUUCGAGAUAAGGAACUGGAGAGCUUGCAGGUGAAGGUGCAGAGGUUGGAGAAGCUGUGUCGUGCCCUGCAGAUCGAACGCAACGAGCUGAGCAAGAAGGUUCAGGACCUGAGUAACCCAGCGGACGGCAGGGGCUUGGAGACGGAGUCCAAAUCAUCACAGCCAGCCACAGACUCGGCAGAGUGUAGCCUCAGCCAUACAAACGAGCCAGAGCCAGAGACUCCGCCCACCGCCCACUCUCAGGAGUGUCACUGCAGUCCCGUCCCCGGGGCCGAGUCGCAGAGGGAGGCAUGUUCAGCCCAGGACUGAGGUAAUGGUGCUGUCUGUGGGUUCGAACCACUCACAAUCUCCCCAGCAGCUCUCCGUCGCCGAGCUGUUUCGGCGUUUUCGGGGCUUACCAUUCUGUCAGGGAAGAUUGUGCCUUUGAGAUGCUGUGUUUUUACUACCCCUCCGUUUAUUCCUCUUUUUCCAUCGCUCUGAAUAGUUCCCGUUUGUGAGAAAUCCUACGCUAAGAGGCACCGAGCAUCACCGCUGCUUUGGAAUGCUAUCUCUGGAGUGCUCUCAUCCUCAUCGUAGCUAUAUUUAAUCGUUCGCCUCGAGUCUCGUCCUGAAUAAAAAAACUAAGAAUUUAGACAGAUGGUAAACCAGGUAAACCGCUUGAGCGCACACCAUGUUAUUGCUUAUGAAAUUAACAGCAACUGUAGUGCAGCGAGAUAUUAAUUCAUCACGUGUAGCGUCAGGCUUGUAUUUUUUUUUUCUUUUAAUUUAUACACACAUUUUAAGGGUCUGUACACAUACUAGCCAGUGUUUUUUCUCUGUAACGAUCAUGUAAUCAAUAUUUUCUGUUUAUCACAAUCAUCUAAGAUUAUUAUUAUUUGUUUAACUCUUGAUUUCUGCUUUGCAAUCUGCACUCGGUGAAUGUCGCAUUGAACUCGAUGCCAUCGAAUCAGGGGCGAGUUUCCCAAAAGCCUCUUAAAGCUUAGAGAAUCUUAACUGUGUGUGUGUGAGAGAGAGAGUGUUCAUUGUGCUGCUCGCUCUACCACUUAACGAUGCUCUUUGUGCCGCGGUGUUUUUGAGAAACUCAGACCAGGUCUUUCGGAACCAGAUUCCCCGCUUUACACAGCAGUGAAAUACGGUCACUUGAAACAUGAGCCGCUGUGUUGGGUUCAGGUUUAUUUAAACUUAUUCUCCCCCCUCGUGAUUAUAAUGAAGAUGCAUUUAAGUUAUUCCAUGACAUCGAGUCGUGCAUGAGCUGACAGUUGACGAAGCGUGUAGCGCCAAGUCGGCUAUAAACCGUGUACGACGAGAUCGAGCGGAAUAACGGAGUUAUUCUAUUCACAUUCACCGUGUUUUGAGAAACAGCAUUUUUAUUUUUUGCAAGUUCAAUAAAUACAAAAACGUCCGACCAAAUCAUUUCCGCUUAGAAUGUAAACGAACCGGCGGAAUGACGGGAGCAAUUUGUGAAAAAUGCGAUUAAUAAUUCUUGAAAAAUAAAAUACUUUUCCAUGUUUUUUUGCAGUUUUGUUUUCAAGUAUUUUUUUUUUUUUAAAGAUAUAUUUUUUGGGCUUUUUUCAGCUUUAUUAUUGGAUAGGACAGUGUAGAGACAGGAAAUGAGCGGGAGAGAGAGACGGGGAGGGAUCGGGAAAUGACCUCGGGUCGGAAUCGAACCCGGGUCCCCGGAUUUAUGGUAUGGCGCCUUAUCCACCUAAGCCACAACGCCCCCGUUUUCAAGUAGUUUUUAUUUCGUCCUCAGUUGGUUCACACUCGUUUUUCUCUACUCAUGGUAUAUGAGCUGAUAUCCUAGUAGUAGAGUAGCCAAUCAGACCGCGCGAUUGCUCAUAUAGCGUGAACGCGGAUAGAAUAAAGUCUAAUGUGUUCAUGUAGUCUAUUCCAAACUCUGUUUACUGUGCGUGUUUUUGGGUGAUUUUUUUUUUAAGCAUUCAAGUGUAGAUUUUGUUUCACUCCACAGAUCUUUGCGUUUCGAAACACCACCUUUUAAAUCUACAAUUUUACAUUUUAUUUUCUCCAACAUCUGGUAAUUUGGCAGGUUUCAGCUCUUAUAAAGCAGUGGUUCUCAAAGUGGGGACUGCAAAGCAAAGGCAGGAGGUCUGUGGCUCACUUGCUGCUUUUUUUUUUUUUCCUUUUCCUCUCUCGUUACGGUGGUGGAAACAAACCAUGAUGUCACAUUAGAUUUAGAGGUCCAGUUCCCAAAGUCGACUCCGACCGAACGUGUUCUAUCAGAGUUCAAUGGCUUCUAAAACUAUCGUUGAAGAAAUUUGACUGAUAUAGCGGUCCCCGGAAUUCCGGUUAAAGGGGGUCCCUUGCUCCAAAAUGUUUGACAAGCACUGCUCUAAAGAUUAUUCCAGAAUCCAGAAGAGAGCAUGCACUUGAACGAGGCCAUGAGCGCUGAGUUUAUUACAUUAUUCUGUCUCUCAUACAAUUUAAUCAUGCGUUUCGUCAUAGUGGACCAUUAUUUUCACCUUUUCUUAUGUUUAAGCUCUGACUGUACGUCUCUGUAUGCGACAGCUUGGGCUAGUACAUUGUGGAGAUGUUUAAUUUACAACCCCGAUCCAGUUUGCUGUGUGAGCAGGUGAAAUAAAGAGGCUCUAAAAUGGGAAAACUCUAUGCAAUCCUAGUGCUGUUCAUCCUCUCUGUUAAGUGUUAACAUACUAGCAAAGGAAUGUACAUUUACAUUUUAAUAAUCUCAUCAUGGCUUCAGAGUAAAGACGGCUGCAGGUGUGAAUCCGUGUCUUGUUUUAUUGUUCUACUAUACCAGGACAUCAUGAAUUUUAUUGCUUCAUUAACCUGAACACGAAAUCUCCAUGAGGUCCUGCAGGAGUUGAGUGAAAGCCAGGAUCCACACGGAUCUUGUUUAUCUACAUUCCAUCUUUGACACAAUAACAACAUGCCACAUUUCAUUAGCUCCUACUGCUCAUUAAUGCUGGACACACCCACUGUCAUUGAAGGUACCAAAGAUCUUUUAAUUUGUUUGAUUGGUUUGUUGUUUUUGUUUUCACACCCUGUAAACAUGGUUUGAAAAAUUAAAUAUAUUACACAGAUUAA
Messenger RNA from Neoarius graeffei (lesser salmon catfish), 4395 nucleotides. It is a transcript of the gene txlna, whose product is annotated as taxilin alpha. The coding region runs from base 82 to 1641 and encodes 519 amino acids. The record is from RefSeq and is a predicted model, not a curated record. Gene Ontology annotation, molecular function: syntaxin binding. Lineage: Eukaryota; Metazoa; Chordata; Actinopteri; Siluriformes; Ariidae. The transcript has 11 exons.